UAUAUAACACAAAUUUUGAUGCAGUACUCCUCCUCCAUCCGGUGUCUAUAACACAAUUUGAUGCAAUGUAAGAGGAGAGGAGACACAGUUUCCCAUCCCAAUAAACCACGCGUCAAAAUCCAACAGGACACCGACACGUUAAUUUCCGAGUCAAUCCCGGCGCACGUUGCUAACCUGCACUCUCUUCUCUUCCCCCCUCGUUCAUUCAUUUCAUUUUCUAAUAUUUCAUUCUCUUCUCUCUCUCUCUCUGCAAAAUUCCCUCCUUCAUCUUCUCGAUCCCUCUCUCUCUCUCUCUCUCUGCUGAUAAUUGUUGCAUCAUUCAUUUCAGUUUUUCUAUUGCAAAAUCUCGUUGUGAUUUCUGAAUGAUCAUCAAAUCCAAAUCAACACCACCCUUCAUCAAUCCAUUUUCAUUCCUCUAUUAACUCCACAACGCAUACUCUUCUUAUUCUUCAAUCCAUCACAAUAACACCAAUCUCGUUUCAAUUACACAAUUCCUAUUUACUUGCUUAGCUGCAAAAUUGUUCCAUCUCAGAUUAAUAACUAAAUCACAAUCUUAGCUUUUAGGUUUAGGUUUAAUUUUUUUUUAUUUUUAUGUUUUUGUUUUGUGCUGAUUGAUUGUUGAAUUGCAAAAUUUGGCAAUUGGAAUGCAAUGAGACGCCGCCCUGCGGCAGGGGUUCUCCCUGACCAAAUGGAAAAGGGAGGAGCUAAGAAUCAAAAUUCACGCCUUUGCUGUUUAGCAUUCCUAUCUGCAUUCCUUUGGUUGUUUCUCUUAUACUUCCAUUUUGUGUUUCUUAGAGGAGAUAAUAGUAAUGCAACUAUUAGUGAUCAAUUUGUUCAUGAUCACACAACCGAAUCAACAUCUGUUUCUGUUAAUCAUGAAUCUGCCGAAAUCCAUGUCCCCGAAGUGAAACCCCUUCCUAGAAAGAUUGGGUUACCGAAUCCGGUGGAGAUCAAGAAUUACAACCCUCCCCCUAACAAUAAAAAUUACCCUUUUAUUAAAGCUUUGAAAACUGCUGAAAAUAAGAGUGAUCCUUGUGGGGGAAGGUAUAUUUAUGUGCAUGAUCUUCCCUCCAGGUUUAAUGAGGAUAUGUUGAAGGAGUGUAAGAGUUUGAGUCUUUGGACUAAUAUGUGUAAGUUUACUACCAAUGCUGGUCUUGGACCUCCGCUUGAGAAUGUUGAAGGGGUUUUCUCUGAUACUGGUUGGUAUGCAACAAAUCAGUUUGCUGUUGAUGUCAUAUUUAGCAAUCGGAUGAAGCAGUAUCAAUGCUUGACUGAGGAUUCUUCCAUUGCUGCUGCAAUUUUUGUUCCAUUUUAUGCUGGGUUUGACAUUGCACGUUAUCUUUGGGGUUAUAAUAUCUCAAGAAGGGAUGCCGCUUCGCUUGAUCUUGUUGACUGGCUUAUGAAGAGACCGGAGUGGAAUAUAAUGAAUGGGAAGGAUCAUUUUCUUGUUGCAGGGAGGAUAACUUGGGAUUUCCGGAGAUUGUCUCAGGAAGAAUCAGAUUGGGGCAAUAAGCUUCUGUUUUUACCAGCAGCGAAGAAUAUGUCCAUGCUUGUGGUAGAGUCUAGCCCAUGGAAUGCAAAUGAUUUUGGGAUUCCGUAUCCUACAUACUUCCACCCUGCAAAAGAUGCUGAAGUGUUCAAUUGGCAGGACAGAAUGAGGGGAUUAGAGAGGAAGUGGCUUUUCUCAUUUGCUGGAGCUCCACGUCCUGGUAAUGCCAAAUCAAUCAGGGGUCAAUUGAUUGAGCAAUGCAGAAGUUCAUCGGUUGGUAAACUGUUGGAAUGUGACUUUGGUGAAAGCAAAUGUCAUUCUCCUAGCAGCAUAAUGCAGAUGUUUCAAAGCUCGCAGUUCUGCUUGCAACCUCAGGGCGAUUCAUAUACACGAAGGUCUGCCUUUGAUUCAAUGUUGGCUGGCUGUAUACCCGUCUUCUUCCAUCCUGGUUCGGCAUACACACAAUAUACUUGGCAUCUUCCUAAGAAUUAUACCAAGUAUUCAGUCUUCAUUCCAGAGGACGACAUUCGUAAGAGGAAUAUGAGUAUAGAAGAAAUACUUGGUCAGAUACCUCCUGAACAAGUAAAAAUCAUGAGAGAAGAGGUCAUUAGUCUCAUUCCAGGACUAGUAUAUGCUGACCCUCGCUCUAAGUUAGAAACUCUCAAAGAUGCAUUUGAUGUUGCUGUACAAGCAGUGAUUAACAAAGUUACAAAUUUGAGGAAGGAUAUUAUUGAAGAUCAUAUCGAUAAAAACUUCAUUGAGGAGAACAGUUGGAAAUAUGCUUUGUUGGAUGAGGGAAAGCAUGAGGUAGGAGCUCAUGAAUGGGAUCCUUUCUUCUCAAAACCAAAAAAGGAUGGUAGUGGAGAGUCCACUGAUUCAUCUGCUGAAGCUGCAAAAAAUUCUUGGAAGAAUGAGCAAAGAGCUAAAUGAUAAUAUACACUGGCUGCAGUGAGGUUUAAUACAGAUUGAGACAUGCUUCCCCUGAAUUCAGGAAGAGGUGCAAAUUUUUGCUGGGAUCUUGAUGUGAACUUACUGUUGAACAUGUAUCCAAGCAUAUUGAGUACUUAUUCUUUUGCUUUACACUUUUUUUUAUAGGUUUUCUUGCUUUCUGUUUCAUGUAUUCUACUUAGUGGUUCCUAGAAUGCGUUUUAGGAGUUUUAAUAAUUUAUUUUGUAAUAUUUUUGUUCAUUUGAUUUAUAUAGGAAAAAUAAACAAAUUUUAAUCACGGUUGAGUGUAAACUUGAACGAGUUUAAUCAUUGAAGUCUGGAUAGAUUGCUAUCUGUCGAUAAUAGCACAUUCAUUUUAA
This is a messenger RNA of Trifolium pratense (red clover), 2796 nucleotides long. Its product is annotated as xyloglucan galactosyltransferase MUR3-like. The record is from RefSeq and is a predicted model, not a curated record. The transcript has a single exon. Lineage: Eukaryota; Viridiplantae; Streptophyta; Magnoliopsida; Fabales; Fabaceae. Gene Ontology annotation, molecular function: glycosyltransferase activity. Bases 650 to 2419 code for a protein of 589 amino acids.